Molecule: messenger RNA, 1913 nt
Organism: Magnolia sinica
Lineage: Eukaryota; Viridiplantae; Streptophyta; Magnoliopsida; Magnoliales; Magnoliaceae
Product: exopolygalacturonase-like
Exons: 6
Coding region: 510-1742 (410 amino acids)
Biological process (GO): carbohydrate metabolic process
Molecular function (GO): polygalacturonase activity
Source: RefSeq, a predicted model, not a curated record
UUUCCAGGAAAUCCCCGGUAACUAGCCCCGUCCACCUAAACGUAGGUGGUCCGUCCUACCACGGAUGGACCAUGGUUACAGCCUAAUUCGAAUCAAAGGAUCCUAGAAAUCCAAUUUCUUGCUACCAAACGGACGGUGGUAAGCAAAAGCACAGCAGUCGUAAGUCAAUAAGAAAAACGUGUGGGGAAAUGCCGGUUAACCGUAGGCCAUGACGUCCCACUGCCACGAGUACGGUGGACAGGGUCUCCACCGUUUCCUCAUUCUUUCUACUCGGUAGAAGCGGACUUUCAUUCUCAUCCAAGGAUAAUAACCAUCGGCGGUUAUGAACAAAUGAUGUUAGUGGGGAGGGAGUUACGACAGUUAAGGAACUCCAAAGUCCAAAACCCACUUUUUUGAAAAUUCAAAUCCCUAUAAAUUACAAACGCCCACUACACCCAGAGAGCUUCAGAUCUCCCUCCCACAAAGGAAAAAUAAAAUAAAAUAAAAUAAAAUAAAAAAAUAAAAACGAAAUGAUAAUCCAGUUAAUAGAGUUAUGCUUCUUCGUCUGCAUUCUAUAUAUUUUUAAUGGGAUUGCUGAAGCUGCGAAAAGAGGGAGCUCUGGAUAUUUCAAUGUCAAGGACUAUGGUGCUCGCGCCGACGGUAGAACCGACGAUAGCAAGGCUUUUAUGGCCGCCUGGAAGGCAGCAUGCAGUUCCACUGGCGCUGCGAGGCUCCUGAUUCCUAAAGCUACGUAUCUGCUCGGCCCAGUUCAAUUUCAUGGCCCAUGCAAGAACGUACCAUCCAUAACAAUGAACGUGCAGGGUUAUAUAAAGGCAGCGGACCUGAAUAAGUUCCGCCCGUCAGAGGAGUGGGUGCAGUUUGGAUGGAUAGAUAGGUUGACUUUGAGUGGAGGUGGGACCUUUGAUGGCCAAGGUGCCAAAGCUUGGCCGUACAAUAAAUGCCCCACUAGCAGGACAUGCAGACUUCUUCCAACGUCACUCAAGUUCGUGCAGAUGAGAAACACGCUAGUGAAAGGCAUAACGUCGCUGAACAGCAAACACUUUCAUUAUGGUUUGGUCGACUGCACCAACUUCCGAGCCACGGGUUUCAAAAUCAUUGCACCAGAUGAGAGCCCCAACACAGACGGCAUCCAUAUCGAGCGGAGCACCGGCAUCACCAUUGACUCAGCCAAGAUCGGGACCGGUGACGACUGCAUCUCCGUCGGACAUGGCAGCAAAGACCUUUUCAUCAGAGGUGUUACUUGUGGACCAGGCCAUGGAAUCAGUGUGGGGAGCCUGGGAAGAUAUCAUCGUGAAAUCGAUGUGAGCGGACUGGUGGUGGCAGAUUGCACCUUUGUUGGGACUGAAAAUGGCGUCCGGAUAAAGACAUGGUCUAACCCACCGGGGAGCAGUUCUGCUAACAACAUGACAUUCCGGAACAUAGUCAUGAACAACGUUCGAAAUCCCAUCAUCAUCGACCAGACCUACUGUCCGUACAGAAAAUGUGCUUCCGCGUCGUCUACGCCUGUGAAGCUUAGAGACAUCUCUUUCCAAAACAUUAGAGGAACGUCAGCCACUCGGACUGCCGUAACACUCCACUGUAGCAAAAACAGCCCAUGCAAGAACGUAAAACUCCAGAACAUUCAUCUAGACUACAACGGCAUGCAAUCCAAUGCCGCAGGCAGCUCCCGUAAGGCCGUAUCCAGUUGCCGAAACAUCAAAGCUGCAUACAGAGGAACCCAAAUACCUCCACCAUGCAGGUAAUAACAUAUAUAGCUGAUGACCCAUAAAUCCAGCUAAGCGACGAUGGCUGUAAAAUUCAUUAAAACCGUCCUUAGCCUUAGUAAAAUCUUCUGCUUUUAUAUUUUAGAUGUUGAUAAUGCAUUCGAGGCGACUUCUCAAGAGAAAUCUAUAGCUUUUUGUAAUACCAUUAUA